This is a messenger RNA of Triticum urartu, 2222 nucleotides long. RefSeq lists its product as uncharacterized. Lineage: Eukaryota; Viridiplantae; Streptophyta; Magnoliopsida; Poales; Poaceae. The record is from RefSeq and is a predicted model, not a curated record.
GCCCUCCAUUCCACCGUAGAUCGUACCGCCAGCCUGCCACACACAGCGUCACCGGCUCCUCCAGAAGCAAAAUGCCGCUCCUGCUCCAGCGCCUCGUCGCCGCCGUCGCCGCCGCGGCCCCCCUCCGCCGCUACCUCUGCACGGCGGUCCCACGCCCUCCCUGGGCCAUGGUGAACAGCCAGGCGGCGCUGGACGCGUCAGGGGCGCCGUCGCAGAGCGCGCGCGCGCUCGUCGACCUCAACACCACCCCCUGCGUCUCCCACCUCUCCGUCCCCGCUCGCCUCGUCGCCCCCCACGGCGACGACAUGGGUUCCCUCGUGGGCAUCGUCCGCGGCGCCAGCUGCGACGGCCUCCUCCUCCUCGACUUCAUCGACGCCCGCCACCGCCCCUUGUGGCCACACGAGUUCGCCGCGGCCCGCGGCGGCGUGGAACCGGAGGGCGAGCUCUUCGUCUGCAACCCUCUCAGCGGGCAGCUGGUCCGCCUCCCGGCCCCGGGCAUGGAUGUCCCCAAAAUGGGAAGUACCUCUUUCGGCCUGCUCACCCAAUCUCAAGGCUCACACGGCCCGCCUGACAGGUACGCCGUCGCUCAGCUCAGCAAAAGCAGUCGCGGGGGAGGGGGGUGCCGCAGGGUCGUGCGCCGGUUUCUGUCCGAGACAGGGGAGUGGGACGAGCGGCCGCUGGUCGGGGAGUUGGAGAUGGAUCCUGGGCGGAGCAUGAUGAUCAACCAUGAGGUGCUGGCGUUGGGCGACCGGCUGUGGUGGUUGGACGUGGCCUGGGGCGCCUGCUCCGUCGACCCCUUCAGCGACCGGCCGGAGCGCCGCUUCGCCGAGCUGCCGCGCUCCAGCGUGCUGCCUGUUUCUGAUUCCCCGACGCUGAGCAGGUACCGGCGCAUGGGGGUCAGCGGCGGGAAGCUGCGUUACGUCCAAGUGUCCCAUGGACACAAGCACGACAAGUGGUGCGUGAUCCUUUCCUUUUCGCUGGAUGACGAGACCUACAGCUGGGCGCUGGAUCAUUCAGCUCAAAUUACAGAUCGGCACGACCCUUGCUAUGUUCAAAUUGCUGCCAUAGACCCAUUCAAUGCCAACCUUGUGUACCUCCAACAUGGUAGCGCUGUUAUUGCCAUGGACCUGGCUAAGGGGGAGGAGAUUUGGAGGGGUUACCUGGCCAAGGAAUUCGUCUUUCAGAAGUUGCUCCACUGUAGUCUUCUUGUUCCGUGCGUGCUCCCAACAUGGCUUGCCACAAGCCAUAUCCCUUCUGCAGGAACCCUUUCAAGCAACAAGGCCGAUUGCAAAAGGAAGACUUUGGCAGACAUGCUGGUUCGCAUAGACAAAUGCUAGACAAACUGAAACGUGACAACUAACUUAUCUCCGGUUCCUUAAAUUUGACCAACAACAGAGUUGAAGGUGGGACCUGUGAGACAAGAGCUCUUUUUUUUUUGAAAGGAGGCAAAAGACUUGCCUCAUUCAUUAAUUAAGAGGGAAAAGAGAGUUUGAAUUUUGUGUUACAACACACAUCGUGCUACAACACCACUACAAAAGGCCUACUCUCGUGGCAUGAUGGAUCCCAAAUUCUUUGCACCCGCGGUGACCCAAGUAUGAGCCUCAAUCUUGAUGUUAGCUAGUAGAAUCGUCGGCGGGGCACUCUUGAGUUGGAAGAUCCGGGCAUUUCUUUCAUUCCAGAUUGUCCAAGAGGUGAGCAUGGAAAGGGUGGCCAUGGCCUUCCUAUUUGGUAUGGUAGAGUCGGAGAGCCCGAUCCACCACUCUUCGGUUGACCGUGCCAGGUGCCAAGCGGAAGUGUUGAUGCUUUCGAGCUGGAGCCAAUCUUUUAGCAUUUCCCAAAGUCUAGUAGUGUAUCGGCAUCUGAAGAGGAGGUGGUCGAUGGAUUCUUGCACACGCUUGCAAAGAGGACAAAGCCCGCAAUUGGGCCACCCCCGGUUGGUCAAACGGUCGGCAGUCCAAACCCUAUUUUGCAUGGCCAACCAUGCGAAAAAUUUGACCUUGGGCGGGGCCCAGGCCUUCCACACUGUAAGCUCCAUGGAGGAGCGGAUGGUGCCGAAAAAUUGGGCCAAGUAGGCGGAUUUGGCAGUGUAUAUCUCGCUCUCUGUGUGUUUCCACACGAUGUCGUCUUCGGCGUGCGCCUCAAGAUGGAAAUCGCGGAUGGUGGUCCAAAGCUCAAUAAAUUGUCGAAGAUGUUCGAAAGUGAAGUUGGAAGUGACCUUGAUC